AUGAGUGCUAACAGUGAUACUACGAAUAAUGGAAGAACAGGGAUUCAGGACAGACUGGGGAGAACUACCGCCAGCAUGAAGAUAUCUGGUUUUCUUCUGUUAAUGUGUGGAGUGUUUUCUGUUCAAUCGGUGGAUACAGAAACUGAAUAUUGCCAGAAACAGAAGCUAAACGACAACCAAUGUGCUUUAUCUGGAAAAUGGAGAAAUCAGCUCCAGUCGGAGAUGGUAAUUACCUGCAAAGACGGAACCAUCUCAGGCAAAUAUACCAGCGCCGUGGGGCAAGCUUCGAAGGAGUACGAGCUAAUGGGGAGGUAUACACAGGUCAAUGACAAGGACUACAUGGUAGGGUGGUCAGUGGCUUGGAAAAAUCAGUAUCAAGAUGCCAAGUCCGUUACAAGCUGGACAGGCGUAUUUUACGGCGCGGAGGGCGUGAUUAGGACCCAGUGGAUACUUAGUAGCUUCGAAGAUCCUGACGAUUUCUGGGAGACGUUCAUUACUAACCAAGAUACUUUUAGCAGAAUUAGCCAGUGUUAAAUUUCUAUAGCUUCCAGAUUAGAGAGUGUUAGAUAGCUUCCAGAUUUAAAACAAUUUAAAUGUAUGUCAUUGACUACCGGGUAUGCCUAAUUUUAUAAUCAUUAUAACUUAUUUAUAUGUCUUUGGUAUCGUUGAUUCUCAGAAUGCUUAGCCUUUACGAAAAUUUCCCCCAUGGAAGAUAAUCAUUAAAACUAAAAUGAUUUUAAAAAUGA
This is a messenger RNA of Saccostrea echinata, 746 nucleotides long. RefSeq names its product streptavidin-like. Gene Ontology annotation, molecular function: biotin binding. Bases 1 to 534 code for a protein of 177 amino acids. NCBI's taxonomy places the organism in Eukaryota, Metazoa, Mollusca, Bivalvia, Ostreida, Ostreidae. The transcript has 4 exons. The record is from RefSeq and is a predicted model, not a curated record.